GCUACUUUGAGGACUGGUGGAGGCCACGGAAAGCCCAGGCUUUUGGAUAUUACGUUCUGACGUAUGACUCGCCGCAAGCCGAGGACGAGGAGGGGUCGCUGCCGCAUUUGGAGGGGUUCCACAGCAAGCUGCCACCCGGGAUCCUGCCUCAUGGUCUGCCGCAGGUGAAGGAGAUGGAGCCGGCCGUCACGCACGUCGAGCAGGAGGCCAAGAAAGAACCACCCAAGGCCGUGAGGGAGCUCAGCGAGGAAGAGAAACUGAUGAUCGUACUGUCGGAGGAGUUUCAACGAUUUGUGUACCACACAGCACCGAUAGUGGAGCGGGCCCUGGCCGAGGAUGUGGACAUCUACAAGGACUAUACUGGAGGCGCAGACAGAGAGGACACUGGAGAUGAGAAACACGGUUGCAAGCUGUCCCUGAGUCGCUGUUUCUCAGACGAGCGGUGGUCACGCAAUCGGUGCAUCACAUCAAUGGACUGGUCACCGCAACAUCCGGAACUGCUGUUGGCCAGUUACCAUACCAAUGCAGAGUCUCCCCAUGAUCCUGACGGCGUAUGUCUCGUCUGGAACACCAAAUUCAGGAAAACUACUCCAGAGUUUAUCUUCCAUUGUCAGUCAGCUGUAAUGUCUGCAACAUUCGCUAGGUUCCACCCCAACCUAAUUCUGGGGGGCACAUUCUCCGGCCAAGUGGUUCUGUGGGAUAAUAGGGUGCAGAAGAGGACACCCAUCCAGCGCACCCCACUUUCAGCUACUGCACACACGCAUCCAGUUUACUGCCUGAGUGUAGUCGGCACACAGAAUGCCCACAACCUCAUCUCAGUAUCCACAGAUGGCCGGUUGUGCUCAUGGUCCCUGGACAUGCUCUCACAGCCGCAGGAGAUACUGGAGCUGCAGCAUCGACAGAGCAAGGCCAUUGCUGCCAUGUGUCUGGCGUUCCCACAUAAUGACGUCAACAACUUUGUUGUUGGCAGUGAAGAGGGUGCUGUCUACUCAGCGUGUCGGCACGGCAGCAAGGCAGGAGUGACAGAGACAUAUGAGGGACAUCAGGCUCCAGUUACAGGAAUAGACACUCAUAAGGUCCAGGAGGGCAUCGACCUCUCCCACCUCUUCCUGACCUCCUCAUUCGACUGGACUAUUAAAUUGUGGAACCUCAAGGAGAACAAGCCGUUAUACUCGUUCGAGGACAAUGGUGACUAUGUUUGCGAUGUGGCCUGGUCGCCCACACACCCGGCACUGUUUGCGGCAGUGGAUGCUACAGGUCGUCUGGACCUAUGGAACCUCAAUAAUGACACUGAGGUGCCCACAGCCACUGCCAUCGUGGAGGGUAGUCGAGCGCUCAAUCAGGUGUCUUGGACUCCUAGCGGAAACCAAGUGACCUGUGGUGAUGACAUUGGUCGCAUCUGGCUUUACGAUGUCGGGGAGCAACUCUGUCAGCCGAGGAUGGAUGACUGGAACAAGAUGCUUGUAACUCUGCAAGAACUGAAGAACAAUCAGGCGGACGAGGAAAUGGACAAGUUGACCUUGUCUUCUUCAGGACCCAACAGCCUGGCUUCCAUUGUGUCUAGAUAGACUUGCAGAUAAUUGUUGUUGUGCAGUUAACAUGAAAGAAGAAGAAGCAAGCUGUAAAUAUCAGAAAAAUAUACUGUAACAAAAUAAAGUAUAUGCCUACUUUUAUUAGCUUUUAUGUAAACUUAAUUGUAU
Molecule: messenger RNA, 1700 nt
Organism: Homalodisca vitripennis (glassy-winged sharpshooter)
Lineage: Eukaryota; Metazoa; Arthropoda; Insecta; Hemiptera; Cicadellidae
Product: cytoplasmic dynein 1 intermediate chain-like
Biological process (GO): transport along microtubule
Cellular component (GO): cytoplasmic dynein complex
Molecular function (GO): dynein light chain binding; dynein heavy chain binding
Source: RefSeq, a predicted model, not a curated record